This is a messenger RNA of Pygoscelis adeliae (Adelie penguin), 3880 nucleotides long. It is a transcript of the gene ERMP1, whose product is annotated as endoplasmic reticulum metallopeptidase 1. Gene Ontology annotation, biological process: proteolysis. Gene Ontology annotation, molecular function: metalloexopeptidase activity. The coding region runs from base 1 to 3081 and encodes 1026 amino acids. The record is from RefSeq and is a predicted model, not a curated record. NCBI's taxonomy places the organism in Eukaryota, Metazoa, Chordata, Aves, Sphenisciformes, Spheniscidae. The transcript has 16 exons.
AUGACCAUCGAACAGCUCUGUCCCAUCACUCAAAGGCACCGCCGGGGCAGGCAGAGGCAUGCUCCCCCCGAAAGAAGCAAAUGGAGCGCUGCAGGGGUGACAACCCGCGUCACAGCUCGGGCCCCCAUCCUCACGGGUGCUCUCCUCGGCAUGACUUCACUGGAAGCUGCUAUUCACCAGCGCCUCCAAGAGUUAUUGCACUUCACCCCAGGCUCCCUGAGGUCCAUCAGGGCAGUGCUACGGCUACGAAAUGCCAAAAACAUAAUGCAGCGGGUGGGGGGGAAACCAGCAACCCUGAGCACCGCCCGUCCGGUGACCUCACGUCUGCGAGGCUUCACCCCCUCCUCGCCUCUGGUGUGGUGGUUUGUGGCAGUCUUUACUGCCCCCCCACCGGCACCACGCUUGCUUCUGCACGCUUUCCUUCGUGUUUUAGCAUUAACAAAGACAAAACGACAACAACAAAAAAAAAGCCGCGAAAACACGAAGGCUUGUGCAUCUUCGCGAGUGAGGCGACGCUGCCCACAAAGCACCGGGCGAUCCUCGGUCAGGCGCAGGACCGGGCCGCUGCUCGCCCGGGCGCUGCGGCGGGACAGAGGGCGGUGUGGGCCUCUCCCGUCGGUUGCUGGGUUACUGCCCUCUGUAGAGUGCUUGUGUCUCUCCCUGCCCCGGCAAGAACUCAGAGCUCGCUCGGACGCGUGCAGAAAGGGAUAUCUUGACAACAUAACAGCAAUUGGGCCCAGGACAGUUGGAAGUCCAGAAAAUGAAGUUCUUGCAGUUAACUACCUCUUAGAACAAAUUAGGGCAAUAGAAAGAGAAAGCACAGAUGCUCACAAGAUAUCUGUAGACAUACAGAGGCCCACAGGCUCCUUCAGCAUUGACUUUUUAGGAGGCUUUACUAGUUACUAUGCAAACAUAACCAAUGUCGUAGUGAAGCUGGAACCCCGAAACGGAGCUCAGCAUGCAGUGUUAUCCAAUUGUCACUUUGAUUCCGUACCAAAUACCCCGGGUGCCAGUGAUGAUGCUGUUAGCUGCGCAGUGAUGCUUGAAAUACUUAACACGCUUUCAAAAUCAUCAGAGCCCCUGCAGCAUGCUGUCAUAUUCUUAUUUAAUGGUGCGGAAGAAAAUAUUUUGCAGGCUAGUCACGGCUUCAUUACACAACAUGAGUGGGCCAAGUCAAUUAGAGCUUUUAUUAACCUGGAGGCAGCAGGUGUAGGAGGAAAAGAACUUGUUUUUCAAACAGGACCUGAGAAUCCUUGGUUGGUACAAGCAUAUGUAGUUGCAGCCAAACAUCCCUUUGCCUCUGUGGUGGCACAGGAAAUAUUUCAGAGUGGUAUUAUCCCAGCAGAUACAGACUUCCGUAUCUACAGGGACUUUGGCAAUGUUCCAGGAAUAGAUUUGGCUUUUAUUGAAAAUGGCUACAUUUAUCAUACAGAAUAUGACACAUCAGACAGAAUUUUAACAGAUUCCAUUCAGAGAGCAGGUGACAAUAUUCUAGCUGUCCUAAAAUACCUAGCAACAUCAGAUAAGUUGGCUAAAUCUUUUGAGUAUCGACAUGGAAAUGUUGUGUUCUUUGAUGUACUUGGUUUAUUUGUCCUGGCUUAUCCUGCUCGUGUUGGCACCAUCAUGAACUACAUUACAGCAGCAAUUGCUUUUCUUUAUUUAAGCAAAAAAGUAUUACAGCCCAGAACCAGAGCUAUUCAUAACCUGAAGAAAUUCUUUACUGCGUUCAGCUUAACACUGAUAAGUUGGGUCUGCACACUGGUGACAGUCCUUAUAGUGGCAGUGUUCAUCUCUGUCAUUGGACGGUCUCUUUCUUGGUACACCCAUUUCUAUGUUUCUGUGUUUCUGUAUGGCACAGCAGCUGCAGCUAAGCUUAUUCUUGUGCAUACGCUAGCCAAGAAGUUCUUCUAUAAGAAUAUGAAUGAGCAGUACCUGGGAGAUAUUUUUUUUGAUGCCUCAUUGAUGAUUUGGUCUAUAGCAUUGGCUGUGAUUACUCAGAUCGGCCUUUGUUCAGCAUUCAUUUGUACGUUAUGGGUAGCAUUUCCUUUACUCGCUAAGCUGAUGAUCCAUAAAGAAUUCAGCCAAAAAGGUGCCUCAAUGAAGUUUGUCAUGAUGUACAUGCUGGGAAUGUUUGUUCCCUAUUUGUAUAUGAUGUAUCUUAGUUGGACUGUAUUUGAAAUGUUUACGCCUAUCAUGGGACGAAGUGGUUCAGAAAUUCUGCCAGAUGUGGUGUUGGCAGGAUUUAUUGUGGUCAUCACUAUGAUUCUGUCAUCCUAUUUUAUUAACUUCAUUUACCUUGUCAAAAGUACAAAAACGACGCUAAUAACUUUAACUACUGUGUUUGUAGUCACUCUGAUUCUCGUUUGUAGUGGAAUCUUCUUUCCUUACAGUUCUGAUGCAGCUAAUCCAAAGCCUAAGCGAGUUUUCCUCCAGCACACGAGCAGAAGAUUUCAUGAUCUAGAUGGAAAUAUGGUUAAAAGUGACUCUGGUAUAUGGAUUAAUGGAUUUGAUUAUAAUGGAAUAUCUCACAUAACUCCCCAUGUACCUGAAAUCAAUGACACCAUUAGAACUCCAUGUGAGGAGCAGGCUCCUUUCUGUGGCCUCCCUUGGAUUCUGCCAGUGCAUUUCAUGUUCCGGAAGAACUGGUAUCUUCCCGCUCCAGAAGUUUUUCCAAGAAGCCCCAUUCACUUUAAAGUUCUGUCCAAGGAGCUGAUGCCUGGGAACUCCAUGAGGUUAAGCUUUGAAGUAUCUGGUCCAAGUCACAUGUCUCUGUAUGUUCGGCCACAUGAAGGGUCAGCUCUGUCCACCUGGUCUUUCGGGGAUGGUAUGCCAGUUGCUAGCCUAGGAGGAGACUACUUUGUGUUUUACUCCCAUGGGCUGCAGGCUACACCGUGGCACUUCUGGGUAGAACUGACGGCCCCAGAAAAGCAUUCGGAUGGAAUAGUCUCCCUUGCCAUAGCAGCACAUUACUUUUUUGGGGAAGAUCAAAAGUCACCUCAACUCUAUGCCUUACUGGAGAGGUUUCCAAACUGGACAUUUUCUUCUGGUUGGUCCUGCACUUACGACCUUUUUGUCUUUUAAUGUUGACAGUAAUGCAACGCUAAUAGGGUAAUCUCUCUGAUGCAGAAUGCUGUUGUAGCAAACACGUUCUAACAAGAUGCCAGAGACUUUCACAAGAAUUUAAAGUACUUUGGCGACAAAUGGUGUUUCUUUGGCAGUUUGAGUAUUUAAAGACUACUGCUGUCUUGGGGAUAUAGUGAUACUUUGUGUCAAUGUGAAUACAGUUCACCCUGGUUCUUCCACUGAAAUGGCAGUUUGACUUAGUGGGUUUCUUAAAAUGAAAAUUGCAUUUGAGGACGCAACGCUAGCAUAAUAUGAUGGCAAUAGUAAUGAAAGGGCCUCAUGAAAUCAUUUUGAUGUUAUGCAAAAUAUAACCGUACUUCACGCACAUGUGGGGACUGUCACCUACCAAUCCUAUCCGUCCUGUUAAAGUAAGAUCUUCAGCUAAAAGAUACUUGUUCCCAUGGGGAGGGCAGAGGUGGCAAAGUCCUAAACAUUACUUCCGUCACUGGAUGCUAUGAUGCUUAAUUCUGUAUAUUGCAUUCCCAGUCCUUGGCAAACGCACAAUGCAGAAAAAUUGAUGUUAUGAUGGAAUGUCGUAAUUAUUUAUCUAGAUUAUCUUUUCCAAAUAAUACGUUUCUGUUAAAAACUUAGUUUCUGCCCUUUUGCCUGUCUCUUCAGUGUUAAAACUUGAGUGGGUAAGUUUGAUCUAACGAUCAUCUUGUAGUUUUGUUCUUGUUGGGAUCUUUCUGUAUCAGCAUAUAAGCAUGUGACUUGCUCUUUUGUAUGCAAGAGUGCUAAGUCCCCACUCCUUGAUAGG